UAUAAACGCACAUGCAGCAAUUUCAAAGAUUUUACUUAGUUAUAGUUAACAUAAGUAAAUUGAAAAAAAUUAAUUCUGCCCUAAUCUAUGGAUUUCACAUGACAGGGAAUACAGAUAUGCUAUACACAUGGUCUGCGGUUGUGAGGCCGGUUGGAUAUACUGCCAAAUGUUCUAAAAUGACGUUGGUAGCGAAAUUAAGUCAAUUCUCUGGCAACAGCUGUGGUGGGCAUUCGUCUUGUCAGCAUGCCAAUUGUGACAACUGCACGUUAGUGGCCUUUUAUUGUCCCUAGCACAAGGUGCACCUGUGUAAUGAUCAUGCUGUUUAAUCCGCUUCUUGAUAUGCCAAACCUGUCAAGUGGAUGGAUUAUCUUGGCAAAGGAGAAAUGCUUACUAACAGGGAUGUAAACAAUUGUGUGCCAAAAAAAUAAGCAUUUUGUGUGUGUGUAAAAAUUUGGGUCUUUUCUUUCUGCGCUCAUUAAACAUGGGACCAAGACAUUAGAUGUUGCGUUUAUAUUUUUGUUCAGUAUAUGUGUCAAACUGUUUAGACAAGCAGAAAUGACAGAGCUGGAGAGGCAGUCAAACACCACUAGAUGUUUUACUUAAUAGUGGAGCUUCACAUAUUGGUUGGAGAAACACUACCCUGUCCUAGACAUCUAGUUAUCAAUUGUGGGCCUACGCCAAAAAGCCAACUGUAAACGGCUCUCCAGUCUAAUAUUAUAAAGACCAUGAUCAUGUGACAAUCUGUUGGCCCACUACACGAGGGGUAAAGUGCACCACAUGUAUGGCUUUAUUUGCAGGUGUUUACGCACUAAUCUUCCAAGGGAUGUGUACACAACAUGGUGAAGGCAGCACAUUUGUUUGUGAAGUUGAAUAUAACCUCACCUCAUUUUGUCUAAUGACAAGUUCAGUGGUUCUCUCGUUUUGAUGCAUCACUAUGGGGAUUCGCCAGGAUCACCAACUCUUGGAAGGACCUGUCAGAAGCUUCUGUUGCAGACAAGGAGGUAGUGGCGAAGGAGGAGCGUUCGGGUACUUUGAGGUGACACAUGACAUCUCUCGCUACUGCAAGGCCAAGGUGUUUGAGCAUGUGGGCAAGACCACACCUAUCGCCAUCCGCUUCUCCACCGUGGCUGGGGAAUCGGGCUCAGCCGACACAGUGAGAGACCCACGUGGUUUUGCAGUCAAGUUCUACACUGACGAGGGCAACUGGGACCUUACUGGCAACAACACCCCCAUAUUCUUUAUCAGGGACGCUAUGCUGUUCCCAUCCUUUAUCCACUCUCAGAAGCGCAACCCCCAGACUCACCUAAAGGACCCAGACAUGGUGUGGGACUUCUGGAGCCUGCGGCCUGAGUGUAUGCAUCAGGUGUCCUUCCUGUUCAGUGACCGUGGUCUGCCUGACGGCUUCCGCCACAUGAACGGCUACGGCUCCCACACCUUCAAGCUGGUCAACGCCGAGGGUCAGCCUGUCUACUGCAAGUUCCACUACAAGACCGACCAGGGCAUCAAGAACAUGAAACCUGAGGAUGCCGAGCACCUGGCUUCCACCGACCCGGACUACGCCAUCCGAGACCUUUACACCUCCAUCGCCAAUGGCAACUUCCCCUCCUGGUCCUUUUACAUCCAGGUCAUGACCUUUGAGCAGGCAGAGAAGUUCCAGUGGAACCCCUUUGACCUGACCAAGGUGUGGUCUCACGAGGAGUACCCUCUCAUUCCUGUGGGGAGGUUGGUGCUCAACAGAAACCCUGCUAACUACUUUGCUGAGAUCGAGCAGCUAGCCUUUGACCCCAGCAACAUGCCCCCAGGCAUCGAGCCCAGCCCUGACAAGAUGCUGCAGGGGCGUCUGUUCUCCUACCCAGACACACACCGGCACCGGCUGGGCGCCAACUACCUGCAGCUGCCCGUUAACUGCCCCUUCAGGACCCGUGUGGCCAAUUACCAGCGAGACGGGCCCAUGUGCAUGUUGGACAACCAGGCUGGCGCUCCCAACUACUUCCCCAACAGCUUCAGUGCUCCAGAGACCCAACCCCAGUACGUGGAGACCAGGUUUAAGGUGUCCCCAGAUGUGGGCCGCUACAACAGUACUGACGACGAUAACGUCACACAGGUGCGUACCUUCUUCACUAAGGUGCUGAACGAGGAGGAGCGCCAGAGGCUUUGUCAGAAUAUGGCUGGUGCCCUGAAGGGAGCCCAAGUCUUCAUCCAGAAACGCUGGGUUCAGAACCUGAUGUCUGUGCAUGCAGACUAUGGAAACGGGGUCCAGGCCCUACUCAACAAUGCUGAGCCCAAGAAGGACGCUGUGAGAGUGUAUACCCGUGGAGGUGCAGCUGCCAUCACUGCCUCCUCCAAGAUGUGAUGCCUUGACUUCCACCUGGGGGGGGCAGUUCCACCUUUUGCGCUUACCAGCCUGCUAUCCAAGAUCCUACUUCUAACCGUCCGUGAAUGCGAUAGCUAAUGAAAUGGGAAAUUAUCAUAUUUUAAUAUUCCUCAGGCUGCUUACAACAUUGUUCUAACGUGGUUCCUGUCCAUUUUGCCAAAGUUCACACAGAAAUGUAUGUAGUCAGACCGCAGCCCUAUGGGAGAAGAUCUGUCCCCAAACUACAUCUGUCAAAUAUACAGGUCUGCUGUCUGACAUGUUCAUGCCAUUUUCAGUAUAGUGAUCCAUCUCUUCCCAAUUAUGUAUAGUUUGUGUGUCCGUGUUUCAUCGAAGCCCUGAUAGUUAAGCUUAAUAGAGGUAUCUGUUAGCCUAUAUGCAAAAAAUGACAUUUAUCCUAGUUUAAAAAAACACCAAUGUUUUUGAAUGAGAUUCCUAAUUAUUUUGCAGUUUAAACUUAAGUCCUCUUCAAAAGUGUUCCUGUGUUAAGGCCUACACCAUUUUCCUUGUUUAUAUUAGAAAUAGUUGCCGGCCAUCGAUCGGUGAGAGUGACUGUGAUUGGGUCGUGAAAGAAUGUUUAAGUCAUCGUCCUCGCUGCCAAACCAACACAGCAGUGCCUUUUUGGUUAGACACGUAUCCAUAGUCACCAUGGCAUUAUAAAGGGUUUGCAAUGACUUUUAUGAAUAAUCUCAUGUACCAAAUGUCUUCUGUAUAUUAGUGUUUUUUUGUGUACAUACUCUGAAUCACUAAAGGGUCUGGGUUGAAUUAGGGCUGUGGAAACAAGAACCACUACUGUUUACUGAGGAGAAAUCAUAGUCCUUAUCCCUUCUCACAAGUCUCCCUACACGUUUUCUAUGUUCCAGCUGAGCCCUGGGCUGUUAGUGUUUCUGUGCUAGGUAGCAUUCCCCAUCAUAUCGCCUGUCUGAAGUGAUUUGUUAUAUUAACAUGCAAUUGUGAACUUUGAACCACAAAAUAAGAUGCAUUAUUGAGUGCUUGAUCUUACAAUUUAUGCUAAUAUAUCCAACGGCAAUGCUA
Molecule: messenger RNA, 3406 nt
Organism: Oncorhynchus keta (chum salmon)
Lineage: Eukaryota; Metazoa; Chordata; Actinopteri; Salmoniformes; Salmonidae
Gene: cat
Product: catalase
Exons: 10
Coding region: 935-2353 (472 amino acids)
Biological process (GO): response to hydrogen peroxide; hydrogen peroxide catabolic process
Cellular component (GO): peroxisome; mitochondrion; cytoplasm
Molecular function (GO): heme binding; catalase activity
Source: RefSeq, a predicted model, not a curated record